UGGCGCUAGUCCACAACCUGACGUCUAUUUAAUAAAAUUUAUUAUUUUAAUGUUUGAAGAUGUUACAUCAAACCGAUUAUAAUAACAGUGUCGAACAAAUUAGGUAGUGUUGUUAUAAAGGAAGCGCUGUGCUUUCUCGCUAAAAAUCUGACAAUAAACUAGCAAACCAUGUCGAGUAGCCCGUUUCCGUAUACCUGUGAGCUAUGUGGCGCGGAAGGUCUCACAGAUGAAGGCAUGAGGUCUCACACACUAGAAGCGCACGUGGCGGGUCGUCCAGACUGUCCUUUCUGUGACUGCACUGUACCUCAGCCGCAGCUGGUCGGUCAUGUACAAAGGGCUCAUUUACACUAUUUAACACCAGAACGGGAGUUGAUGGCUUUUAUAGACGAUCAAAGUCCAAGUUCAACAUAUCGUUACAGCUUUGACGAUGAUUCUAAAAUGACAACAGACAGUUGUAGCUACAAUACACCGGGAUCAAUAAAUGGCUGGCACAGUCCAGACACCACGUCAUCGUACCAUAACGGUGCCAUAUCUAAAAAUUCCUACUACAAUAGUUUUCAAGAGAAAGAUAAUUACCACAACAAGAGUGAAAAGGACGACGAUAAGUUCUCGAGGUCACCUAAAAACAUCAAUCUGACUAAUGGAAUGAAGAAUAUUCAUAUCAAUAAUGGUGUUAAACCAAAAAAGAACUGCAGUAAAGAGAAUUCCAUAGAGCGUGAGGGAAUGAGCGUUGUUAAUGGGCUUGAUAAAAAAGGUGUUCAUUCAAACUCAAACCAUAAUAGUACCGAAAAUUCACCAAGUAAAAAUAAGUUAACAAUGGCAAGUGCAGGUCAAGGUUCUCCACUUAGGUCACAACUAGCUCUAAAACUUAAAUCUAAUACACCUAAGAAAUCUGCACCGACACCUAGUCCUACAGUUCAGUGUCUCCUGUGCGAAUUUAAAUCGACAUGCCCGCGAAAGUUGGAGGAGCACAUAAACAGGGCCCAUUUCGAUCUCACAUCGCCUUCCGUGAUGGCUAACGCUAACAGCAACUCUAAUAUAACGGAAAACGUGACACUGGGGCUUAGUAAUGCUACAUUAACCCUUGAAAACCCCACCUUGGCGUUGAGCGCUAUGGCCCUAUCGCCUGGACCUCACGGCUCUAAAUUCCAAUGUCCGAUAUGUGAAAGGGACUUCGCUAAUGGUUCGGACGUGGAGGUCCAUGUUAAUGUCGAGCAUAAAGAUAUAUUGAGUCCACAGAAGUCGGAUCAAACAGACAAUGCCUCUGGUGAGGAUGUGGUGAUGAUGGAGGAGAGUCCUGUGAGCAACUGCCCCGUCUGCUGCCAGCCUUUGCCACUCUCACAGAAUGAAUUGAUCCAACACAUAGAGGAACACUUUGAGAGAGGGGAGGACAGCGGAGCGGCCACACUCACUGCAGCAGAGAGGGAGGCGCAAAGGAAUAGAGAGGAACAUGAAUUUCAACUAUUGAGGGCUCAGUAUGGAAUGGAGGAAGAUGAGGAAGGCUACACGAGCCGCGCUGCCAGCAGUCUGAAGCGCGCGGUGUACAGCGGGGCGCUCUCCGUAGCAGGCUACUAUGAGCGCAGCGUGGGCCUCAAGAAGGCCUCCGCCCAAGGCCUCGACGCUGGAUGUUCUAGGACUAAUGGUAUCCUGGAAAGGAUAGCCCAACUAAACGGCCAGAACCCUAGCAUAGCGAAGACUUACCUGUGCAGUGCGGUGGAUCACUACGCCAGCACAUAUGGGGAUCGGGGCUGGGGCUGUGGAUAUAGGAACAUGCAAAUGGUGCUAUCGUCGCUGGUGCGGCACCCGCCGUACGCGGCGCUGCUGGGCGGCGUGACGGAGCGCGAGUGCGAGUGCGUGCCCUCCAUCCCCAGCCUGCAGCUGCUGGUGGAGCGCGCCUGGCAGCUCGGCUUCGACACACAGGGUUCGGAACAAUUAGGCUGUAAGCUACACAACACGAGGAAAUGGAUCGGUGCUUGCGAGGUGGUCACUGUAUUGUCUUCACUUAGGAUAAGGUGUCAGCUAAUAGACUUCCACAAGCCGACGGCGGGCGACGGCAGCCACCCCGCGCUGUUCGACUGGGUGCUGCGCUACUUCCAGAACGAGCCCGGCGCGUUCAAGCCGCCGCUCUAUCUGCAGCAUCAAGGUCACUCGCGAACAAUAAUAGGUUACGAGAGACACAAGGACGGCAAGGCUACUCUACUAGUGUUGGACCCGUCGCACUCUCCGGCGCAGGUACGGCAAGUGGUGUGCGGCAGCGCGUCAGGCAGCGCGACAGCGUUGCGACUGUUGCGUCGCGGCGCGUCAGCCUUGCGCGCCAAGCAGUACCAGUUGUUGUGCGUCAACGGGGUCAUGGCGUCCGACAACGAGUAUCAGGCCAGUAAAGUUCUACAAUCAGUGCGCAUACCGUAGGAACCGGACUAUAUCCACGCCUCAUCUAUACAAUAUACAUUAUACAUAUUUAGUAUACAAGUACCGUCGCUUCUUACACCUUGUAUAACCCACCAAUAGGCUAGUUGACACUUUUUUUAAAAGGGUCUUAAAUUGUUCAUUAGCGUUCUACUAUAUUGAAAAAAAAAAUACUAUAUUUUUUUGAGACAUGAAUACAUUAAAAAUUAAAUCUUUAAAUAAUUAUUUGACAAUUAAAACGCUGUCGGCCAUGAUGGUCUAUGUUUUAACUGUUUCAUGACGUCACUUUAACUUUAGUGUUAACGUGACGUCAUGAAACAAACGGAGUGUUUGACAAAAUGAGUAGUUAUCAAUAACAUCGUGACGUCACAAAAUGGACGACAGCGUUUUUGACGUUUGGAAAAAUUUAUUAAAUUACAUAAUUUAUAAACAUAAUUUUUAAAUUGAGUCUUCUGUGAAAUCCUUUUAUUAAUUGAUAUCGAUAUAUUUCGGGCCCUUAUUCCAUGUAAUACACGAAAUUAAUAUUGUUUAUUAUUAAAUUUGAUAUGAGUCAACUAUCCUAUUGUAACUUUAGUUAGUUAGUUAGUAUUAGUUAUACAUUUACUUUGCUAGUGUUGUUGGAUACUUACAAGCAUAGAGACCAGUAGCGAAGACUGAAAUAUUCUCGUAGGUAACCCGUUCAUGUGGGUUUUAGUCUGAAUGUGUUUUUGACUGAGACUGACGUUAAAUUAUUUGCAACCGUAAAACUCGUGGUUUCUUAAAAGGUAACCCGGUAGGAAUCGGGUUGUUAGGAACCAUCGCCCCUGAUAGAGCCUUAAUAGCUCAACGGUAAGAGCUGACGGACUCCUCACCGAGGGGUGGCGGUUCGAUCCCCGCCCCGUAGGUCUAUUGUCGUAUCCACUCCUAACAGUCUUUUCCCGACUAAUCGGAGGGGGAUGAGAAUAUUGAUAAUUGAUCAUACAUAUAAUCUUCAAAGAUACAAAUAUGCACUACCUACUCAGGACUCUUUAUAACCUAAAUUGACGAAGGAAACCUCCAUUUUGCGGAAUGUGUAUGUAUUUUUACCUAUAUUUGUAUUAUCUGCCCAACUGCCUACCCUAGUUAAAAUUGUGUGCACGCAGCUGAUUCGUAAAUAAACGUUCGAUUAUAAAUAAACCUUAAAUGAAUUAUUUUUUUUAAGCAAAUUUAUAUUUUUCAUUUACUUAAUAGAGAGAAUUAAUGGAUUUUUAAUUUAUUUAUUUUAUUUAACAUACAUUUUGUUAAUACUAUUUUAAGGAUAUUUUUGUACAGUGUAAAAAGAUUUUCAAUUUCAAAAAAAAUAGAUUUCUGUUACAACUCAAGUUAAAAUUAUUCAUACGGUAUUUGCUUUUUAUUGUUUGAUGUGAUGCAGAUUUAUGCUAGCAAUCGGUUCAGGUUUCUCCUGAAAACCAGACAGAAUGUCACAAACUCUAAAAUUGUAUAUUAUAACUUUUAUAUAGUUUUUACAAAAAAAAAAUAAUUGAAAGCGACUUAUUAGGCCACAAUAAAGAAUCAAUCAAAAAAGUAAAAUCAAAAAGUUUCUGAACUGUUGAUAGAGUCACUGGACACUCAGACUCGAUUCUUAAAAAAGUGCAUUUAUAAAUGUACUGGAAAUAAAUGAAUUUGAUAUGUCAAAUACAUAUAAUAUUCAGUAAUCAACAACACUAGUUAAAAGUAUUUUAAAGAAAUUACACAAUUAUUACUUAGUCUUUAUUUUUACCAAAACAUGUAUUAUUUAAAGUUUAUUCUACCUCAAUAAUAUGAUUUGUCAAUUAAAUGUACUCAAUAAUAUAUGUUGUAUUUGUCAAUUUCGUUUAUCUAUUAUUAUUAAUAAUUAGUUAAGUUUAAAUUAAAUUCUAUUUACAACGUCCCACACACUAACCUAUUUAUUAAUCACAACGAUCUUUAUUUACAAUUAUUAUUAUCAAUUAAAUUAAUGAAAUGAAAAUAAAAUUGCUCGAGAAAAAAUUAAUUUUAAGUAGAUAUUUAGAAAUUGCUGACGCAUUAUUGCAAGUCUUUAUAAAUAUUAUGUUUUAAGAUAAAGGUAGUAAUUAGUUGACUAUAGUAAUUGAUAUUUUUAAUAAAAAGUUAAUAAAUAGUCCAAUGAGAGAGAUGAACAAUACAAUCAUUCGGUUUUUAGACUAUUGUCAUGAUUGUAUAGUCUAUCGCUGGACUAUGAUGAACUAAUUCUGGUAAAUGUAAUAUUUUAUGAGAAAAGUUAAAUAAUAGAAUGCAAAAAUAAUUAAUAACACUAACUAAACCCAGACAGUUAUUUCAUAUAUAAUAAUAAUAAUAAUCGUAUGUAUAUGUUUUGCAAUAAUGCGUUGUGCAGAAAAACGAGUUACGUAUUACAAUAAUAUUAUUAUAGAUAUUUAAUAACUAAUUAUAGUAAUUUCAUUGAUAUACUAAAAACCAAGAUACACCAUCACGGCAUGUUUUGUAAAAGUACGCACGAUUUAUGUUACUCAUGGAUCUUGAAAAUUUUGAUAAAUAAAUAAAUGAAAAAAUUAAUUCAAAACAUAUAAAAAAGAAUAGUUAGUUUAUAGAACCAUUUAAAAGCGUUAAAAGUCAACCUAUUAUAAUAACAAUAUUCUAUCGAUAAUUUUCUUUACAAUACAUAACAGUAAUUUAUAACAUUAGAAAGUAUUUAUUUGCUGAAAUAUUUUUUCAAAAAAACAAAAAAAAAUGUGGUGACAUUUUUGUUAUGUUACACAUUACACUAUAUAUGAUGACUUCUCUGACAGCUGUAAACGUGUUGAUUUUUAAAUAUGAGGUCCUUCAUUAAAUUCUCGUUAAUUGAAUAAUUUAAAACCACUAAAUUGGCUCUGGUUUAGCUUUAGUUAGCCAGUAAAGACUUAUUUAUUCAUAUUAUUUUUUUAUAAAAACAAUAAAUGUCGGAAAAUGCCCAACUAGUUUAGGCUCAAAACUAGCCUGGCAUACUUCGACAUUUUAUUAGGCGUGUUUUUUAAUAUUAAAUUAAUAAUCAUUCGUUUGUCGAAAUUACGCAUCGCUAAAAAAGUUUUGCUUCUAUCCAAUGAUUGUGUAUCUUUGUUUUUAGCAUAUCAAUGAGUACAUACAUAAAAUGCAUCAGCAUUGAGCCUUCGAGUAUGUAUGACGUAGUGUAAGUCACCUACCGCUUAAGUCACCACACCGUCGAGCAACAUCUGAUACAAGGCAUGUGACGUCACACGUCAAUUACUGUGAAGCUUUUAGUUGGACGUGAAUGCAAAGUUAGUUGCCAUCUUGAAUGCAAGUUGGAAUUCGGUGCCAACUUGGUCGCCACAUUGGAUGCAAGUUGGACGUGGAUGCCAACUAUGUAGCUACAUUGGAUGCAAGUUGGACGUGGAUGCCAACUUUGUAGCUACAUUGGAUGCAAGUUGGACGUGGAUGCCAACUUUAUAGCUUCAUUGGAUGCAAAUUGGACGUGUUCGUGUAGCUGGUCAGAUGUUUUGCAGACGGUACUUUUAUUUUGCACUACCGCUAUAGUUCCUAAAGGAAUUGCGUAGACGUAGAGACGUACGGUUGGACGAACAGUGUUGUAAGUGAAACGCGCCACAAUAAGGAAAAAACUUAAAUAAUCCACAAAAAAAAAUUUAAUUACUUUUCUUUUUUAUUUAUUUUAUAAGUUGACAGUAAAAAUUCUUAUUAUGAGUCUAAUAAAUAGUGUUUGGCCCCAGAAACAAAAUUCAUGUCAUAAAAAAAAACAAAAAAUAAAAAAAAAAUUGGUGUGUAGGUCUGAAGACUAUUAUAGUCUUCAGGCCUAGUUGUUGACAAUAUUCAAAUUUCAAAUAAUUCUGCAUAAAUCAAUUUGCAAUCUUUUGUCUUUACUAUGACAUGUUUUUUUUGUUUAUUCUUAGGCUCAUUUCUUUAAUCAAAGUUUUUUUUUUAACUUUUUUAAACUUUUUACUGAAAAAAAACUUAACUUUUUUUGUGGCUCGUUUUACAAAUUUAUGAAUAUGGUUGGAAUGGAACAAAAUAAUAUGGUGCCUGGAUAAUAAAUUUCUUUGUUUUUGUAUAAAACGUUUGUCGUAGCUUGAAUUUAAAGUUGUAUAAAAUUAAUUGUAAUAAUUAAUAAUUAUCAUGUACUUUGAAAAUGAAAGUUGCUUGGUUGUCUUGAAGAAGAAAUCUAUUAAAAAUAAUUUUUAAAUUUAUUCUAUUGGAUUUCAUAAUAAUAUGAUUAUUUGUAAAGAUAAAUCUUUAACAAAUGAUUUUGAUGUUGAUUAUUUUAAGUUUAAUUUUUUUUUAAUUAUGGUUGGUAAGUAUGAAAUAACGUGUCUUUAAAAUUGAUUUUAUGCUAUUCAUUUUAAUAAAUUCCGUUUUUAAUUUUAAUAAAAAAUCAACUUUGUUACUUGAAGCGUAAGGUUAAUUUUAAUGCUGCAUGUUUGAAUACUCAACGUCGAUAAUACUUAAUAAUUAAAAAAUAAUUAUUUAUUUUAAUUUAUUUAUUCCUUAAGUUACGAAUUUGUGAAUAAGUAAAUAAUUAGUUAAUUAAUAAUUAUUAAUGUCAAUUAAUCGACAAUUUUCUCAUAUUUAUUAAAUAUUUGAAUUUCUUAAACCUGUAGAUGUAUAUUAUUUUUGUUUGUAAAUUGUUGUGUAAUUGUAGUGAAUCGACCAAUCGUUAUUUCUCUACUUACUGUUUGAAUAAUUUCUAGUCUUAACGAUUGGUAUUUUGAAUCUGUGAUCGGAAAUGUCGUGUCAUGUCGAAUGCUGUUGUGAAGGUCGUAUAAGGUAAUAGCUCAUUACAACCGAAUAGUACUCGACUCGUUUUUUUCGCCAGUAAGCCUAAGAUGCGCCAACGACAUCUCUAGUGAAGAAAAAAAGACACUUAACUGUCGACCAAUAGCAUUGAAAUGUAAAAUAUCACUCUAUUUCAUUAUGACGGGACAAAAAAGAAAAAAAAUUCGACGGCGCCACUAUUACGUCGACAAUAUGUCUUUUUGUCUUCAUUAGAUAUCACGUGGCACGCAUCUUAGUAAACUAUACAUAUAUGCUCAGUAUCACUACAUCGACUUCGUAGCGUCAUAGGUCUGCAAGAUGGUUGAGUCUGAGCUAAGCCUUGUUUGCGCAAAUAUGUAAGAGCUGGACUCAAUGUCCAGAAUUGUUUUAAAAUCCUCACUCGUCAGUGAUUUUUUUCCUGCCACAUAAUAUUCCUACCCAUCAGUGAUAUUUUCCUGCCACAUAAUAUCCUUUACUCGUCAGUGAUAUUUUCCUGCCACAUAAUAUUCCUACCUAUCAGUGAUAUUUUCCUGUCACAUACCUAAUUUUCCUACCCAUCAGUGAUAUUCUCCUGUCACAUAAAAUUCCUACCCAUCAGUGAUAUUUUCCUGCCACAUAAUAUCCUUUACCCGUCAGUGAUGUUUUCCUGUCACAAUAUUCCUACCCAUCGGUGAUAUUUUCCUGCCACAUAAUACUCCUACCCAUCAGUGAUAUUUUCCUGCCACAUAAUAUCCUUUACCAGUCAGUGAUAUUUUCCUGUCACAUAAUAUUCCUAACUAUCAGUGAUAUUUUCCUGCCACAUAGUAUUCCUACCUAUCAGUGAUAUUUUCCUGCCACAUAAUAUCCUUUGCCCGUCAGUGAUGUUUUCCUGUCACAUAAUAUUCCUACCUAUCAGUGGUAUUUUCCUGCCACAUAGUAUUCCAACCUAUCAGUGAUAUUUUCCUGUCACAUAAUAACCUUUACUCGUCAGUGAUAUUUUCCUGUCACAUAGUAUUCCUACCCAUCAGUGACAUUUUCCUGUCACGUAAUAUUCAGCUGUUUUCGUAAUGUGUGGCACCUGAUUUUUAAAGGAAAGUAUUAAUAAAACAAUAGGAAAUAGCACGCGGUAGUUCUUGAAUAACCAUGCCAUAAAGACCUAUAGAAGCAUUUUGAUUUAAUUUGCUCGGAAAGAAUCAUACUAGCAAUUUCUCUUUUGUGAGUCGUAAUCCUCAUUUGUGAGGGUCGUGACCUACACAUUAUGGCAAUUCAUAAAAGGCUUGUAAUUAAUGCAUUACAAACCAUUAUUAUAAUAGUAUAAGAGUGGAAUUAUUAGAUGUUGUAGGGAAACCCCCAGGGGAUCAUUUAGCCGCUGAGUGUCGAAUUUUAACACUAUUUGUUUGAGAAUUUCACACUCAGCGGGUGAAUGAUCCCCUGGGGGUGCACCUAGAACGUCUACGAAUACCAUUGUUAAUAUUUUUUAUCAUAAUUUUUGAUGAAGCAGAUUUCAAAAGCAUGCCCAGUUUAACAAUUUGCUUGUCGUAUGUCACAUAUGUUUCAAUGUUUAACUAUUAUCUACUACUUGGACAGGGAAAUAAUUAAGAAAAUAGUUGACUAUUUUAUUUAUUUAAUAUAACUUAAAUGACAUUCCACAUACCUAAUGUAUUAUAUAACUUAAAUAGGAUUAACGAUGCACUCAUUCAUGUGAUAUUUAUGCAAAUACAGAAGGAUUUUUGCUUAUAUUUUGUAAUUAAAUGCGAUUUUGAUGGAAAAUUCCGCACUCACUGAUUGGAAAUCCGUGUAAAUUAAUGAACAAUUUUACAUUUAUUUAUUAUUUGGUAUUUUUAAUGUAAAAAAAAAAUAAAAAAAUAUAUUUUAUUUUAUUUUUAUUUUUAAUGUAAAUUUUUCCACAGCUAAUUUAAAAUCCGCUUACAUUAGGUAUCGUUAUGGUGCUUAAAGAUUCAUAUACAUACAUAUAUAACAUCUAAAAUAAAAUAUCAAAUGUAAUAGUAAAAGUCGCAGUAAAAGUCGUCGAAGUAAAGAAAUGUUUUACAAUUCAUGAAAAAUAAUAUUUUUUAAUAUUUCAAAAAAUACCAAAAUACCUAAACUUGUUGCCUAGAACCUAAAAAUUUUACGUUCUCGUAAAAAAGCCUAAAAAUUAAAUGAAAAAAUUAAAUUGAUUAAAUUCAUUGACGUUAUACAAUUUUACAUAACACGGAUUCUAUGUAUGAGUGUUGAAUUUUUGUCGAAAACGUAUUUUAUGUAAUUUAUAUACAUAUAUAAGUACAUAAGGCUUUGUCAUUAAUAUAUUAUAGAAAUCCUGUGAUAGGUCAAUCGUAACUAAGUAUCCGGGUCAUGUACAUUGUUUAUUACUUGAAAAAUACUGAAAAUAACUGACACAAAAAAUAUAUACUCAGUGGCACAAUUAUCCGCCCACUUUUAUAUACUCGCGUCAUAUUAAAGUGGGCGGAUAAUUGUACCUCUGAGUAUAUUUAACCCCUAUAACAAUUUAUCUAAUUAAUUGACCAAUGAUUAUAAUUAUAUCUAUUAAUCAAUGAUCAUUUCAAGCUCAGAGCUGUCUUUCGUCCCAAAGCAAUGAAAGAGAGCAUGAAAUCAGUUUUUUUUUAUUCUUUACAAGUUAGUUUUUGACUACAAUGUCACAACUGAUGGUAAGUGAUGAUGCAAUUUAAGAUAGAAGCGGGCUAACUUGUUAGGAGAAAAUCCACACCCCUUUCGGUUUCGACACGACAUCGUACCGGAACGUUCAAACACUUGGCGGUACGUUUUCGCUGGUAGGGUGGUACUAGCCACUGUCGCCGAUCUCUCUUUCUUUGCGAUGGGAAGAAAGAGAAAGCGAUAUGUAAAUAAAAUGAUCUCGUUAUUUCAACUUAGGCCUGCUGGUUAAUUUCUUUUUAAUUAGUCAAACACUUGAAAUAUUACAUUGUAUAAUAAUAAGUAUGUAUUUUAAAUUACAAAACUUCAGCAGAUUGUCGAAACUCACUGUUAAGAGUUACAUAAGACAAAAACUAACUCUUAAUUGUAAUUUAUAUUCUCUGUCUGUCAUUUUUACAAUUCAAAAUUGGUCAUUUUUACAAUUCAAAAUCAGUCUGUCAUUUUCAAAAAAAAGUGAUAUGUUGUCAUUGUUAUCCUCCUCUCUGUAAUGAUUAAUUGCAUGUUUAUUUUAAUGGAAUUGUAAUUGGAAAUUAUUUUGAGAGUGCGAAUUAAUGAGCGUUCAGAUUUGCGUUUGACAAUGAAGUUGGUGUAACAAAUUAAGUGUUUUAAUAUAUGAAAAAAAAAAUAUGUAAAAUUUAACUUUAUCCUUGUUAAAAUGAUCCUUAUUAAAAGUUAAAAAUUAUUAUUAUUAAAUCAAUAUACUUAGGUAUAAUGUUUGAAUCGACGACUCUGGCAUUGGCAUGUGACACAAUAUGUAUCUAUGCUUCAACUGUAACAACUGUCAUUGAUGUCAAUUGUAACAACUGUCAUUGACGUCAAUCGUAACAGCUGUCAUUGGCGUCAAUUGUAACAACUAUCAUUGACGUCAAUUGUAACAGCUGUCAUUGACGUCAAUUAUAACAAUUGUCAUUGACGUCAAUUGUAACAACUGUCAUUGACGUCAAUUGUAACAACUGUCAUUGACGUCAAUUAUAACAAUUGUCAUUGACGUCAAUUGUAACAACUGUCAUUGACGUCAAUUGUAAUAACUGUUAUUGACGUCACAACGUGACACUUCAAUGUCGGGGAGGUCUGGGGGUGCGUUGGUCGUUUUUAGUAUUUUGAAAGCAAUCGGUUAGACGGUGCAGAACUUGCCUUGCGGGUAGUACGGGAGCUUCGUAGGGGCAGCUAGGCUGUGCUACAAUGUUUCUUCAAUAAACUAUCAUAAGUUACCGAG
Bicyclus anynana (squinting bush brown) is the source of this 11005-nucleotide messenger RNA. Its product is annotated as zinc finger-containing ubiquitin peptidase 1. NCBI's taxonomy places the organism in Eukaryota, Metazoa, Arthropoda, Insecta, Lepidoptera, Nymphalidae. The transcript has 16 exons. Bases 169 to 2409 code for a protein of 746 amino acids. The record is from RefSeq and is a predicted model, not a curated record.